Molecule: messenger RNA, 1078 nt
Organism: Tribolium castaneum (red flour beetle)
Lineage: Eukaryota; Metazoa; Arthropoda; Insecta; Coleoptera; Tenebrionidae
Gene: exex
Product: extra-extra
Exons: 3
Coding region: 149-1000 (283 amino acids)
Biological process (GO): central nervous system development; regulation of DNA-templated transcription; neuron projection morphogenesis
Cellular component (GO): nucleus
Molecular function (GO): DNA-binding transcription factor activity, RNA polymerase II-specific; sequence-specific double-stranded DNA binding
Source: RefSeq, a predicted model, not a curated record
UUAGGAUAAUACAUUUCAAAUCGGUUAGUCUAUGUACAGCUCGGCUGGGGCGAAGUUGGCGUUGCUGUCACAUGACCAUGGACACACUCAUCUAGUGCGAGUCGCGGUGGCUGUGCUUGUUUUUUGUUUCACUAAAUAAAUUCAAAAAAUGGCGCAAUUUGAAGAGUCGCACCUGGUGCACGAUUACCAGGCGAAACCGCUGAAUAUGGAUACGAAAAUUCAGGAAAACAAGGGCUCCUUCUGCAUAGAUGCCCUUCUUUCACGUGGUGAUGACCGUCCGACGUCGCCCGAGACGUCCCGAAGCAUAUCGCCGACGUCUACGAGGAGUCGGAGUCCCCCGAUUUCACCAGGAAGCGAAGAAGUGCCCCAGACUGCUUUUGUACCAAGGCCGGGACUUUUAAACCACAUUUAUCCGAAUGGAGGCAAUUUUUACGGUUAUCAGGCGCAACCUCAAGCUUCGGCCUUUCAUAGUUUAGACGGUGCGAUGAUACAAAAGGUCCAGUUGCCGGUCAAUCAUCAUAAUCAUAAUCAGUUGCACCAGAUGCAGCUGGAGUGGCUGGCAAGGACGGGGAUGUUUUACCCCAGGCUGCCCGAUUUAGCAGGUUGCGGCCCUGGCCACGCUCUUUUGGGUAAAACGCGGCGGCCUCGCACAGCCUUCACCUCCCAGCAGUUAUUAGAAUUAGAGAAGCAAUUUAGACAGAACAAAUAUCUAUCACGACCGAAACGGUUCGAAGUAGCGACAAGCCUAAUGUUGACCGAAACUCAAGUGAAGAUUUGGUUUCAAAACCGGAGAAUGAAGUGGAAACGCAGCAAAAAGGCCCAGCAGGAGGCGAAAGGUACGUCCAAGGAUGAUUCAGUGUCGUCGAAUAAGCAAGCAGUGAGUUCGUCCCAAAGUAACUGCAAGCCAACGUCGUCGCAGGAAAACAUGGAAAGUCAGUUGGUGGAAACUGAUAGUCGAAAAAUUCAAGAUGAAUCUCUGUACAGACCCUACGUUGUGUAAAAACCAGUGAUAAAAUUGCUAGCGUUUAUGUUUUUGUAAUUGUAAAUAUUUAUUAAUAAAGUGUACUGUGAAGUAUGA